Messenger RNA from Leishmania mexicana MHOM/GT/2001/U1103, 720 nucleotides. RefSeq lists its product as hypothetical. Gene Ontology annotation, biological process: spliceosomal tri-snRNP complex assembly; mRNA splicing, via spliceosome. The record is from RefSeq and is a predicted model, not a curated record. NCBI's taxonomy places the organism in Eukaryota, Euglenozoa, Kinetoplastea, Trypanosomatida, Trypanosomatidae. Gene Ontology annotation, cellular component: U4 snRNP; U4/U6 x U5 tri-snRNP complex; precatalytic spliceosome. The transcript has a single exon. Bases 1 to 720 code for a protein of 239 amino acids.
AUGUCCACGCCGAAUCUCGAUGCCCUCCUUGGUGUUCCACUGGCUGCGGAGCUAGUGGCAAGAGCAGGAGGUCUUUUGGCGCUGUGCAAGCUGAGUGACACCGCACUUCGCAUGCUGGGCACGGAGGAGUUCCAGAGCAUCGCGAGCAGCUCACGGGCGAAGCAGCUGCACGCUGGCCUGUUGUUAAAAGCUUCACUGUUCACUGACGCCUUUGGAGACGAGGAAGAGGUGGACACGACGGACCUGAAGGCUGCGCAGAAGGGUGCUGCUCAACUGGGCCGCAAGUGCGCCCUAGUCGCGAAGGCGGACCUCGCCGGCGCCUUUUCUGAUGGCUCCCUCGGUGAGGCGGAGAGGGAAAAGCUCAAAGCUGCGUUUGCUCGUCUCCUGGCGGAGGGCAAAGUGACCGCGGAGGACACGCAGGCGCUCGCCGUACCGUUCGUCUACGUCCGCGGCGAUGCUGCAAAGCACAAACGUGGCGGCGUCAAGGAGCGAAAGAAGCGAGAGUCGCAGCAGGAGUCGGUCAGCGUCGUCGCUAGAGCGACCCAGCGGGUGCGCAUGGGUGUCAGUGAGGAGGAGCAGGUGCAGCAGCUGCUGCAGCGAGAAGACAUACGCAGCGAAUUCGCCAAGGAGCGCGCUCAGCAGCUGCUGAAGGAGUCGCGGAAGCGUGCUCGAGAGGCUGUCCGUGAUGAGUACGAUGACCUACAGAACAUUUCCCUCUAG